Molecule: messenger RNA, 3902 nt
Organism: Salvelinus sp. IW2-2015
Lineage: Eukaryota; Metazoa; Chordata; Actinopteri; Salmoniformes; Salmonidae
Product: potassium channel subfamily K member 10
Biological process (GO): stabilization of membrane potential; potassium ion transmembrane transport
Cellular component (GO): plasma membrane
Molecular function (GO): potassium ion leak channel activity; outward rectifier potassium channel activity
Source: RefSeq, a predicted model, not a curated record
AGAAACGACGUUCUUCCUUUGUUGGGGUUACAUCCACAUCCUUGUGUGAAGUUCGUUGUUCUAAAUGCGUUCGUUGUCCACUUCUGUUCGGAGCCUUCUUCAAGUGGACUGGCGUGUGAAAUGUGUUGUAGCCCAUAGGGUGGUCCUGAGUGGUGCGACAGACAGUACACAUACAUAAACCUCAUUACGAUCAACCGCUGGGGUGCACCCGCCCAAGCUGAGAAGGAUAGGCUACAUCUAUGGCUUCAGACCCUGUCAUUGAUCCAGACACAUUUUCGCCUUACUUUUCGGGUAUAUUUUAUCAUGCCAUUCUAAGCAACACAUAUUUGUGACAAGGGCGCUGGCACAUUUGUUUUAUUUUUCUUCAUUAUCUCAAGCGCUAUUGAGCAGAUCUAUGGUCUUUGUGUUUAUUGAGAAGAACAAUAGCUAUGAAAUUUCCACUGGAAAACCCUAGAAAACAAGUCAAUUUGGACCCGGAACAACAAGUGGCAGUCCAAACCAACUUGGUCCCUCCCAAGAAGGUCCAGUCAGGGAUGGUCCAAUCCAGCCCUGUCCAGGCCAGUGUGGCGGCCAUGCAGAACCCGAUGGGCUGUGAUCCCAAGGGGGCCAACGGCCACUGCCCCUUACCCCGGCUCUCCGUCUCCUCCCGUUCCGCCAGCGUGGUGGCCAGCAUGGACACCACCGGUGACCUCUUGGCCCUCCACUCUGUGAUGAAGUGGAAGACGGUGGUGGUGGUGUUUGUGGUGGUGGUGGCCUACUUGGUGGGUGGCGGCUUGGCCUUCCGGGCCCUGGAGCAGCCUUUCGAGAGCAACCAGAAGGACAGCAUCACCCUGGAGAAAGCUUUGUUCCUGCAGAGGCACCGCUGUGUAAUGCCUGCUGAACUGGAGGCACUCAUCAAGCAUUCCAUAGACGCUGUCAGUGCAGGAGUCAGUCCGAUCGGAGACACGUCUUACAACUCCAGUCACUGGGAUCUGGGCAGUGCUUUCUUCUUUGCUGGAACCGUGAUCACAACGAUAGGUUACGGGAACAUAGCACCCAGCACGGAGGGGGGGAAGAUCUUCUGCAUCCUGUACGCCAUAUUUGGCAUCCCGCUGUUUGGGUUCCUCCUGGCUGGCAUCGGAGACCAGCUAGGAACCAUAUUUGUCAAGAGCGUCUUGAGGGUGGAGAAGAUAUACAGGCAAAAACACAAACAGAUCAGCCAGACCAAAAUCAGAGUCACCUCCACCAUACUCUUCAUCAUAGCCGGGUGCAUAGUCUUCGUCGGCAUCCCGGCAGUCAUUUUCAAACACAUCGAGGGAUGGACGACUCUGGAUGCUAUCUACUUUGUCAUCAUCACGCUAUCAACGAUUGGCAUAGGGGACUAUGUGGCAGGUGGGGAUCGGAAGAUCGAGUACAUGAAGUGGUACAAGCCUCUGGUCUGGUUCUGGAUCCUGGUGGGCCUGGCAUACUUCGCUGCUGUCCUGAGCAUGAUUGGAGACUGGCUCAGAGUGCUGUCCAAAAAGACCAAAGAGGAGGUGGGGGAGUUCAAGGUCCAUGCGGCUGAGUGGAAGGCCAACGUGCGGGCCGAGUUCCGAGAGACGCGGAGGCGGCUGAGUGUGGAGAUCCAUGACAAGUUGCAGCGGGCCGCCACCAUCCGCAGCAUGGAGCGCAGGCAGCUGGGCCUGGAGCAGAGGGCCCACUCCCUGGACAUGCUCUCCCUAGAGAAGAGGGCUGUGUUUGCCAGCCUGGACCAGGGCCGCUUCAAAACCUCCUCCCAAGAGAGCAUCGACACCAAGCUGAAUAACUUGAGGUCGAAAGGGGCAGGGGAUCUUUGUUAUGACCAGCGGAGAGGCAGCGAGCAGACACAGCAGGCCUCGUCAGAGGAUAAUCUCUUCAACCUCCGCUUCCGCUCCCUCACCAAGCUGGCCAAGAGACACAAGAACCGCGACCUGAAGAGGAACAUUCCUGAGGACGUGCGGAGGGCCUGUGAGGCGAUGGAGAGGAGGAGGGAGGAGGAGGGAGUGGAGAAGGAGGAAGAGGUUGAAGAGGUGGAGGUGGGGGAGGAAGAGGAAGGGGGCGAGAGGAAGGAAGGCAAUACCAGCUCAACGAAUAUAGAGUAUGCAGACGAAUGCUGAGGCCAAAGAAAGAGAGAACGAUAGAAUGUUGGAAGGAAGAGAGCUUGAGCCCCAGAAAAGUCCCUAUUUUGAUGUCUCAAAUUGUGCCUUGUUGUUUUUUCUUUUCAGAGCACCCUACUUCCUAUCCAACCCCACCCCACCCCCAACCGACAAAAAAGCAGACGCAAUGUGGGAUAGCUUCUCCUUUUUACCCAAGGCUUAUGUGAGCAAGUAACCCAGUGAACUCGUGCAGGGUUUCCUAAACCCGGUCUGGGGACCCCCUGGGUGCACGUUUAGUUUUUUGCCCUAGCACUUCAAAUAAGAUGAGUUGGUUAUUUGAAUCUCUGUAGUCCUUGGGUAAAAAACUAAAUAUGCACCGUCCUAGUGAAAUCUUCACCAAUGAUAUUGAACCUUACUUAUUGAUAUUCAUUUCACACAAGCUAAACUUUCAGCCCAGGCUGAUGAACGGACUGCAACAAAUAUGACUUAAGGGGGAAUUGGAUCAAUAUACAAUGUGUGCAUUUACUGAAAUAAACUGUCAACAAUUAUUCCUACAUUGGUUUUGAAAUGUAGCCCAAGGAUAAUCUACUCAUAUUUUAUAACAAACAACCCCUACACUACACUCUGAUUGUAUAUGAUUUUGAAACAAAAUUGGUGUACCAAUGCAGUCAACAUGAAGUCUGAAAACUUGAAAGCUCAGGGCGAGCUGUCCUGUUUGUUGUAAUUUUAACUAAAUGAAAUGUACUGAAUUCACUCUGUACUGUUAGUGGAACUAGAAACAAUUAAGAGAUUUUAAGGGCUGGGGUCAAUCUGAUCUCAAAGGAACGAUUCAAUUUAAUCUACUUUUACUGAUAAGGUUUUGAUGACCAUUGGACCCAGUUCAUUCUGCACAUCAUAGGAACGAUUUAUUAGUGUGACAUUUUGUUACUUUAUUCUGUCAUUUAAGAUUGAUUAUGAAUUUCAUGUUUUUUAUUAAUUGUAUUUUACACAGCAUGUCUGUGUACAGUAUCUAUGUAAUAUCAAUUUCUGCAAUUCAUUUUUUUUCACAGUAAAAGAAAAUACAAUUAUAUUUGUCCACCAUACGCUACAUGUACGUAUGUGUUAGUGUUUUUCCCUCACACAAUCAGAUCAAGUAUUGCAUUUACCUAUACUGAGGCAGGAACUUUACCUUAUGGGUUGUAGCCACUUUACAGAUGACUAAUGUUUUUGGUCCUUUGCUAUGUUUUUGUCAUUGAUGUGCUUCCUAAAGCUUUACCUACUGGGCAAAAACUAUUUGAAUCAAUGUUGUUUCCAUGUAAUUUCAACCCAAAAAAUCUACGUGAUGUCAUUGAAUGAACGUGAAAAACUUGUUGCAUUUGCAAAAGUCAUCAACGUAAGGGAAUUUCAUUUUUUUUCACUCAACUUUUAACUGUGCCCAGUGGGUACUCAUUAAUCAAAAACACUAAUUAUGUGAAUGGUGGUAACAACUUUUACUCUGUCAAAAACAAUUACAUAAUGGUUUUAGGUAUGAAUGAGCUAGCCUUUCCAUUAUUUAAUAAGGGAACACAUGAUUAUUGGAUUUUUGGUAGUCUAGUUAUGUUCCUCUACGGUGGAACAUUGAAUUCUGUCUUUAGUCCCUCUGGUCUUCUGCAUAGUCAAAGAAGGAACAGAUGCUGUCGGGACUUAGGCUCACUCAUCAUAUCAACAACAACAACAACAACAAUAACAUAUUGGAUUGACUGAAAAGCUUGUAGUCCUGAUAAUGAAUAAUGUAAGUACUGGUUGUAACCUCUGUUUCUUGAAUUCUAUCAUAAAAAUGGCUUACCAUGA